UUGUGUCAAACGCAGAAACAAUGAUUUCUACAGUGCGACGCGUCAUUAAUGCCGCUUCAAUACGAGCUUGAUGGAGUGCGGCUUUGUGGCGUUUGCGCGCAUGCAAAUUCCCCGCCGCGCGUCCUCCAAUCACAGCGUGGCGUCACUUAGAGUCUUCCAAUAGGGGAGUCGCGCUUGCAGGUGGCGGCGAGGUUAUCAGCUCGUCGUCGCCGCCGGAGCGCAUUGAACGGGGAACCGCGCCUCAGAUGCGGGAACACGCUGCACUCGAAGCGGCCGUCAGAUCUGCCGAACACCGCCGAUUGGAUUCCGCUCCGGAAACUCGAGCACUCGCGCGUGGGAAACAUUUGCAAAGUUUCGUCUCCAGUUGAAAGUUCUGUUGGAUGAGCUGUCAAACUUUAUUCGCUGUACUUUGUGUGUGUUGUGUUGUUGGUUUUUGUUUCUCCGCGGUUCGUCCUGUGGCUCCGGCGCACCAAUGUUAGCGGUGGGACAGAUGGAUAGUAACCGGCAGAGUGCGUUCGUCCUGGGCAGCACUCCACUGGCUGCGCUGCACAACAUGACCGAGAUGAAGACCUCUUUAUUCCCGUACGCCCUGCAGAGUCCCGCCGGCUUCAAGGCUCCUUCUCUCGGCAGCCUGAACUCUCAGAUCCCGCUGGGGACGCCUCAUGGAAUAAGCGAUAUUUUGGGCAGACCGAUCACCACCGCAGGACAGCUGCUCUCGGGUUUCCCAAGGAUCAACGGAUUGGCCACUUCAGCCGGGAUGUACUUCAACCCAGCGGCCGUUUCUCGGUACCCCAAACCCCUGACGGAGCUGCCCGGGCGGGCACCCAUAUUCUGGCCGGGAAUGAUGCAAGGCUCGCCGUGGAGAGACCCGCGGGUUCCCUGUGCGGCCCAAGCAAAUAUGAUGCUGGACAAAGAUGGCAAGAAGAAACAUUCCAGACCGACUUUUUCAGGACAGCAGAUUUUCGCACUGGAGAAAACCUUCGAGCAGACCAAAUAUCUGGCCGGUCCGGAGAGAGCCAGACUCGCAUAUUCUCUGGGAAUGACGGAGAGCCAAGUCAAGGUUUGGUUUCAGAACAGAAGAACCAAAUGGCGAAAGAGGCACGCGGCAGAAAUGGCCACGGCCAAGAAAAAGCACGACUCUGAGACGGAGAAGAUGAAGGAGAGCUCGGAUAAUGAGGAAGAUGAUGAAUAUAACAAACCCCUGGACCCGAACUCUGACGACGAGAAAAUCACAAGACUUUUGAAGAAGCACAAGACGAGUAACCUGUCGCUCCUCAGCCCGUGCAGCAACAGCUCGGACACUUUGUGAUCAAUCUGAGCUCAAAGACUCUUCAUGCACUGAACAAAAGCAUGAUGCGUUGGAUUUACUACAUGUUUUUAAAGGUAACUGGCUGCAAGCAAUUAAUAUGGGCUGAAGGUAAACAAAUAAAUUAAGUUGAGCAUGACUAAAUUUGAUUUGUGAGUUGAAAUUCAGCCCACACACUGUAGAAAAUGCUCCACAUAAAUUCCUACAUGUUAUCCCAACACAAAUCGAUUAACUUAAUUUGAGUGGAUUCAACAUAAAACAAUUAAGUUCUCCUAAAACAAAAGUAGAGUUGUGUCGCUUCAACUCAUAUUUUAAAUUAGUUUGAACAAGCAGAAGUCAUUCACUGAGUGCAUAUAAAUUGUUUGCAGCCAGUUAUCUUAAAAGUCUUUAGUAAAUCCAAUGGAUUAUUCCCUUUCAGUGCAUCUUCAUCAUCAUCUUCAUCAGUCUCAGAUUCUCCUGCAGAACUGGGGCAGAAUUAAGCAGGGUAUAAUAAACACACUGUUCACACUGCUUUUGCUUCGCUGCAGUUGUACAGUUAGAGUGGACGUGAGAUGUAUAUAUAUUUUUUACUGAGUAAAUUAUGUUAUUAAAGCAUCACGAAGACGUGCCAAUUCCCCCUCAUCAUCAUCUUCAUCAUCAUCACAGGUCAUUUAAGAUCAGUCGGUCACACUUUACAAUAAGGCUUUAUUAGUUAAUGUCAGCUAAUGCAUUUAUUAACAUGAACAAACAGCGAACAAUGCAUUAAUGACAGUAUUGAUCCAUGAGAAUACAGCGUGCAUUAACAAGCAUGCAUGUGGAUGUUAAUAAUGAAUUAGUAAAUGUUGAACUAUCAUGUGCAAGCACUGUUCAUUAUAAAUUCCUGCUAGUAAAUACAUUAACAAGGCAUUAACUAACGAAACCUGAUUGUAAAGCGUGACCGAAAUCGACCGCAGAAGAAUAACGACGCCUCUUUCGCCUAAAUGUACUUUUUUAUUAUUUUCAAAGCAGGUACACAAAGUGUAUGAAGUGCCAGUGUUGUAAAUGAUGUGAAUAGAGUCUGUUUUAAUAACAAUGUCCUUUUUUGGCCGCUUAUUCUUUCAAUGGAAGGAGUUUAUGUUUUACCUCACAACACGAGAAAUACUCAAAUAUGGACUGAAAUAUCGAUGAAGAGAAUAUUAUUGCUUCCGUGAUGAAGGAAGAAAAAACUUUGUAUUAUCAAUAAAUUAUUUAACAAGCCGAUGUUUUAAA
Molecule: messenger RNA, 2533 nt
Organism: Danio aesculapii
Lineage: Eukaryota; Metazoa; Chordata; Actinopteri; Cypriniformes; Danionidae
Gene: nkx6-2
Product: NK6 homeobox 2
Exons: 3
Coding region: 473-1309 (278 amino acids)
Biological process (GO): regulation of transcription by RNA polymerase II; cell differentiation
Cellular component (GO): nucleus
Molecular function (GO): RNA polymerase II cis-regulatory region sequence-specific DNA binding; DNA-binding transcription factor activity, RNA polymerase II-specific
Source: RefSeq, a predicted model, not a curated record